AUGUCUUCAUUGAAUGCGCAAGCGAUUUUCUCUCAAACUUCAAAACAAAGAUCAAUUUAUCUCAUAACCUAUAGCCAAUGUGGUGAUUCGGGUUUAGAUAGACAAGAAUUUGCCAAAUUAAUAGUGAAUGCGUGGAAUGAAUGCUGCCGCUCAAAUAUAAUGCAGUGGGUAGUAAGUGAAGAAAUGCACGAGGACGGUGGCAAGCAUUUUCAUAUGGCAGUCAAACUCGACAAAAAAACAAGAUGGCUCGCGGUCAGGAAUUUCAUUGAUAGCCAACAUGGUAUCAAAGUGAACUUUUCAGAUAAACACGAAAAUAACUUUACUGCGUAUACGUACGUAGUCAAAGAGGACGCAGAUUAUGUCUUAUCUGAGAAUCACCCAGACCUCGCUAAUGCCACGGCACCUCAAACGACAAAUGCAACUCAAAAACGUAAGACGAAAUCUAAGAAACAAGUUGCUAGUAAAAAGAAAAGGAAACGCUUGGCAGUUUACGACGUGGUUCGGAUAAUCCAGCCGAAAGGCAUAAAGUCUCGGGUAGAGCUUAUAGCUCUAGCAAGCAAGUGGCAAGAACAGGGGAAAACAGAUCUGGCAGAAUUUGUUUGCAAUCGAGGACCAAGAGUUGUGAACGAAGCCCUAGAUGCAUCUACACUUCAACAUAUCAAUGGUGGUAUUCCACAAGGUACUAAGCUUGGCCCGAUCCUCUUUGCCGUAAUGGUGAAUGAACUUUUGUCUGCGUGGGACCCCCGUGCUAAGUUCGUUGAUGAUCUUACCGCUUUGGAAAUUGUACCUAGAAAUUCCCCUUCCUUGAUGAAUCAUAUCGUGGCAGAUAUACACUCGUUGGCUGAAGUGAACAAUAUGAAGCUGAAUCCUGCCAAGUGUAAAGAUAUGAUUGUUAACUUUCUUCAUUUCAAUACUAGUGUUUUUCAACCCAUCACUGUCAUUGGUGCAACACGCGUGGAAUCUGUUUCAUCAUUUAAACUGCUCGGAGUAUAUGUUACCAGUGAGUUAACAUGGUCUGUGCAUUGUGAAUACAUUAUUAAGAAAUCCAAUAGGCGUUUAUAUGCGUUGAGGAAGCUUAAGAGGAGUGAGGUAGCCCCAACAGACAUCCUAUGUGUUUAUUGUGCAAUUAUAAGAUCAGUAUUGGAAUAUUCUUUUGUCGUUUUCGCUAACCUUCCUCAAAAUCUUAGCGACGAUCUUGAAAGGGUCCAGAAACGAGCACUGGCCAUAAUAUACCCUAACUGUUCCUAUGAUGAUUCCCUAAAACUAGCUGGUAUCGAACCGCUUGUCUUACGGAGGGACGCCACCUGUAAGAGAUUUGUGGAGACAAUCCUACCUGGAAACCCACUCUAUCCAAUUGUUCAUAGCCGGUCAGCACCAGUGAACCAUGGUUAUAAACUUAGAUCUGACAAUGUUGCGAGGAAUAUCAGGAUGCGAACAGACCGGUUUCAGAAAUUCGUUACCGUUAAGUAUGCGACCUGA
This is a messenger RNA of Paramuricea clavata, 1479 nucleotides long. Lineage: Eukaryota; Metazoa; Cnidaria; Anthozoa; Malacalcyonacea; Plexauridae. The record is from the annotation of a GenBank genome assembly.